Molecule: messenger RNA, 1000 nt
Organism: Danio rerio (zebrafish)
Lineage: Eukaryota; Metazoa; Chordata; Actinopteri; Cypriniformes; Danionidae
Product: zgc:153867
Molecular function (GO): calcium ion binding
Source: RefSeq, marked predicted
CACUCACACACCCGGAAAACAAGCCGCUGCAAAAAUGUCUGACUUCAGCGAGGAUCAGAUUCUUGAAUUCAAAGAAGCCUUCCUCCUGUUUGACCGGACGGGAGAUGGGAAGAUCACAUACAAUCAGUGUGGGGAUGUGAUGCGUGCGCUGGGCCAAAACCCUGUAAAUGCUGAGGUGCUCAAGGUCUUGGGCAACCCAAAAGCAGAAGAAAUGAACCAUAAACUGCUGGACUUCGAGCAGUUUCUGCCCAUGCUCCAGGCCAUCGCCAAGAACAAAGACCAGGGCACGUUUGAGGACUUUGUGGAGGGGCUUAGAGUAUUUGACAAGGAAGGCAACGGCACAGUCAUGGGUGCUGAGCUCCGCCACGUUCUCACCACACUGGGGGAAAAGAUGACCGAAGAGGAGGUAGAAACACUUCUAGCAGGACAUGAAGAUGCUAACGGUUGCAUCAAUUACGAAGAGCUCGUCCGCAUGGUCAUGAGCGGUUGAAGAUAAAGACCACAUCCAUUUGUUUGUCUUAUUUUCUAUGUAAUAAUUUCUGUGUAUUUUUUUUCUUCUUCCUAUUCAUUCCCUCACCUUCAUUUGCUUAGUGGCUCCAGUCGUUUUUCUUGUGUGUGUGCACUCAUUUGGGUAUUAUUAUUAGAAGUGCCUUUAUCUUCUUUAAGUUCCCAUAUGACUCCCCAAGAGAUAGAGCUCCUGUCCUGUGGUAUUCAAACCAUAUAGCGAUAUGAAAAAGAUCUCUUGUGUGCUGAAGCGCUCUGCAAUAAAAGCUCUUGAUGCAGCACAUAUCGGCAGCGUGUACGCAAUAUCUAGUGUAUCCUCAGGCAUCUCUGCUGAACUGUGCUGGAGUAGAAAUGUCGUGUCUGGCCAGAUGUUUGUUUUUGGCCUUUUCACAGUAACUUUUUCAAUUUGAGAAAUUAUGUACCAGAAAGGCAAUAACAUUUUGUUUUAAUUAACUCGGAAUGUUUUCGCGGUCCAAUAAAGUACAUUUUAAACAAA